AUGCUGUUUGCGGUGAUUGAUGGGAUUGAGUUUGUUCGCCUCGUGUACAAAACCAGGCGAGUCAGUAUAGUUUAUGUCGCGCCAGAUGGAAGUUAUUUGCGCUCUACGGGUGACGUUGGAGCGUAUCUAGAGAAAGCAGGGAUCACAAGGCCGCAGUCAGAGUUGGAUGGAACGUUCGUGUUUGAUCCUGAAGUCCCCAACGAGAACGACACGACGAGCACCAAGGACGAUUCAAGAAGCGCCAGCGACACUCCUGUGAAGGAGACGAGAGCAAAGAGGAGGAAUCUGUCUUUGAGUGAAGGAAGUCAAGGAGGUAGCGAGAAGACUGCCAAGACAGGAGAAGGCAACCUGCCCAUGGGGACUACGAGUCGUAGCAGCAGAGAAAGCAGCGCACCGGCUAACAGAACCCCUGCUGUCGAACCUGAUCAAGGAGGAGCCACGGCCCUUGGGAAGCGGCGGAAUCGAGAGAUAGCCGAAAGCCGAGCAGCAGCGUUUGCGAGAGGACAGGGGUUCAAGGAUGAUGAGGGGAGGGAUACGGAGUCGAGGAGAUCAGCCAGGGGCGGGAGGAGGGAGAGGAGGGAAGAGGUACAGAACAACGAUCAGGAGGGAGAAGCGGCGGCUCCUGAAACAACAAACCGCGAGUCCUGGCCGGGACCAUGGUCUACGGCCUCGGAGCUAUACGAGAGGCGUUCGGCUGUAGCUGAAGCCCUCAAGACGGCAAACAACCAGACAGAGAAGCUUGUCUCGUGGACCCCCAAGGCCAACAGAUGUUCCAAGGUUGUCGAGGCAGCUACGCAUAUCGAAGCCUGCCUCGAGUUUGGCCUUGGAAGUAUCUUGCCGGAGAUGAAGGCAAAAAUUUGCGAAUUGCUGGGUAAAAAGAGGAAGCUGUCUCCAGAGAUCCUUCCAAUCUUCACUGAUAAGGAGACAUCCAUUCUCGCUCUGCCGGAUUGCAGCAAGAUAGGAGAAGGAGAUCUGGAGAAAGCCUUCGAACGAUGUCAGGGUUCGGAGCUCGAGGUCUUGAAUUUGGUUUACUGCGGCCGUGCGUUGAGCGACAGAUUGCUGGAGAAAGUCUGUAAGAACUCUUUGAAUCUCCACACGCUGAUCCUCGGAGGCUGCUACAGAUUGUCGGAUGCGGGAAUUUCCAGUGCCGUCAAGGCAUUGCCAAGGCUAAGAGUUCUCGAGCUCUCCGACUGUCUUAACAUCUCCAUCUGCGCCCUCCGCUCCAUCUCCUCCCUUGCCGACACUCUGGAAUCUCUCUCUCUCAAAAACUCUUCCCAGCUCGAUGCCGAGGCCUUCUUGCAGCUUGGCGCCUUGAAGAACCUCAAGAGGCUGAACCUGUCGGGCUGCCGCGGGUUGUCAGACACGAUCGUCGAGCUUAUCGCAGACUCCUGCGGAGAAACUUUGACUGAGCUGGACCUGAGCUUUCUCCCGGACUCGGGCUUCUCAGCGGAGCCAGUCAGCUGCAAGAUGACAGAUGCCUCUUUGUCCUACCUCGGACGCAAGUGCCGCAAGUUGACGCGGCUCGUCCUCCGCAACGUCGAGACGAUCAGCGAUGAGGGAGUGAAGGAGCUGUGCCAGGGCUGUCCGCACCUGCUGGAGCUCGACUUCUCUCGCUGCAAGUGUAUCGGGGAUGAAGGAGUUCAGGCCAUCGCGUCUCGCUGCUGCUCGUUGACUCGCUUGACUCUCAACUCCGCUGGCUCCACGAUCUUGGAUGAAGAUUCUCAAGUCACAACUUACAGCAUCACCGACGCCUCGCUCCUCGCACUCCACCAGCACUCUACCAAGACUCUGGAAUACCUCGACAUGUCUUGGUGCAGAGGAAUCACCGAUGAGGGUCUGGGUAAUCUCGUUGACGAGGCCCAUAACCUGCGAGAACUUUAUCUUCGAGGAUGCGCCCAAAUCACCGACAUCUUCCUCAACGGGCACAGCAACCCGCAGGGGCAGAGGCUGGGGCAGGAGCUCAGGGACAGACAAGAAGAGUAG
Guillardia theta CCMP2712 is the source of this 1983-nucleotide messenger RNA. RefSeq lists its product as hypothetical. Gene Ontology annotation, cellular component: SCF ubiquitin ligase complex. Gene Ontology annotation, molecular function: protein binding. NCBI's taxonomy places the organism in Eukaryota, Cryptophyceae, Pyrenomonadales, Geminigeraceae. Bases 1 to 1983 code for a protein of 660 amino acids. Gene Ontology annotation, biological process: SCF-dependent proteasomal ubiquitin-dependent protein catabolic process. The record is from RefSeq and is a predicted model, not a curated record. The transcript has 15 exons.